AUUCAGAAACGGUGCAGCUUUCCACCGGUGCGGGACUCCGACGGGCAAAGUUGGCUCGGGCAGCAAGAAACCCGGAUCUUGAAAUAGGUCGCUGGCGAGGUUUAGAACAACGAGGCGUGGCGUUCUGUAUUAGCUCGGGUUAAGUGGGCACUAGCAAAGUAAGGGAGGUCUAUAGAUCCGUUCGAGUCCUACGUGCGGGAGUUGCAGCAUGAGCGCACUGUGCUUGUCACUUUUGUUGGCCUGUCAACCGGUCGUGUUUGCUGGAGAUAGCUUCACUGCAGACUAUACGGCCGAAAAUGAUCCAGCCUGGGGCCAGAAGCGGACCACACAUCCGAACGAGAUCAGCUACGAUGCGAGCGAAGCGAAGGUAGGAUUCUUUAGCGCACCGUCCUGGACGUACCCGAUCCGUGAUCCGCUCGGGCCACCGAACUGGCCGAUCGUAGCGCCAGCCUGCGGUGGACAGUUCCAGAGUCCGAUCAACAUCGUCACGUCCCGGGCGCUGGUGGUAAACCGUAAGGUACCGCUGGAGAUUCUCGGGCUGACCAGUCUGCCUUCGUCCAUUAUCGCCGAGAACGAAGGCUACUCGGUAAAGUUUACGCCACGCUGGAAUCUGUGCGCGCGUCCAAUGAUGCGCGGUGGACCGCUCAAGACGGCGUACUUCUUCGAGCAGAUGCACUUCCACUGGGGUCCGAACAAUAAGCAGGGUUCGGAACAUACGAUCGAUGGAAGGCGGUUCCCGCUCGAGGUACAUCUCGUGUUCUACAACGGUCUGUACGGUUCGUUCGACAAGGCGAAGGGCGAGGUGGACGGGUUGGCGGUGGUUGGCUUCGUGUAUGACGUAGUGGCGAGCUCGUCCAGCUUUUCGCUCAACCUGUGGUCGAACUUUUUGCCCCAGGUGCGUCAACCACGCUCGACGCUCGAGAUACCGUUUACCAGGGCGUUCUCGCUGCACAAUGUGAUCGGUUCGAUGGGUUGGUCGUACUAUGCGUACGAGGGCAGCCUUACGACGCCCCCGUGCCUCGAGACGGUCAACUGGAUCGUGUCGACCAGGCGGUUGAUUGUGACGGAACAGGAAAUGAACCGACUGCGUUCGCUGAUCGGAACGAACGGGCAACCGAUGGUGUUGAACUAUCGGCCAGUUCAACCGCAAAACACACGGCGCGUGUUUUUCUACUAGAAACUGGCUCGCGCUUGUAAGUGAUCGAAGUGUGCUGCGUUAUGCUGUGCGAUGCGGAUUGCAUACAGUUAGGCGUAAACCCUUUUUUUCGAAUCGAGACGGUGGCCGUUACGCUGUGCAUUGAGCGUUAAAAUGCGUUUUGGUAUUUUACGCUACCGGCAAUUGUCACGCGAAAAAGACACACCGUCACAAGGUUUUAGCAUGUUUAACUGUACCAAAUAAUUGUUCCUUUUGUGCUACAUAAUUAAUAAAGUAAGGUGAAAUCAAA
Molecule: messenger RNA, 1445 nt
Organism: Anopheles stephensi (Asian malaria mosquito)
Lineage: Eukaryota; Metazoa; Arthropoda; Insecta; Diptera; Culicidae
Product: carbonic anhydrase 7-like
Exons: 2
Coding region: 209-1177 (322 amino acids)
Cellular component (GO): cytoplasm
Molecular function (GO): zinc ion binding; carbonate dehydratase activity
Source: RefSeq, a predicted model, not a curated record